Molecule: messenger RNA, 1088 nt
Organism: Fusarium redolens
Lineage: Eukaryota; Fungi; Ascomycota; Sordariomycetes; Hypocreales; Nectriaceae
Exons: 1
Coding region: 16-981 (321 amino acids)
Source: RefSeq, a predicted model, not a curated record
GCUAGUGAUGAGCAAAUGAUACUAGUUCUCUGCGUACUCUUUAUUUGUAUUGAGUAUCUACAAGGAGACUUUGACGCCGCUCUGCAGCACUGUCGUCAUGGCAUCAUGAUUCUUAACAACUCUUCGCGUCCGGAAUGGAUGUGUCAGUAUCUUGUUCCCAUAUUCAGACGUUUGAGCAUAACGCCAUUUUUCUUUGGCGGUGGCGAACCACCGACACGUCUUCCGCAGCUCAUUGGAUUCGAGACACCAAUGCCUUCGGAGUUUAGUGAUGCUCGAGAAGCGCAGACAGUGAUUGACGAUGUGAUGAUUCGGAUAAUGGGGUGCCUGUACGAUGGCAAUGAUGAUAGGGUUGUGCUGGCUUCAUUGCUGGAAGACUGGGAUUCCAAGAUGAAUCAUCUUGAGCGUGCACUUCCCCCAACUGCAACAGCGGAUAAAUACGCCAUAUAUGGAAUGAGAUUCAAGCACAAAAUGGCCAGAAUUUACAUCCAACAGCAAAAGUCACAUACAGAAAUGUGGUGGGAUCAGCAUCUCGAUAUUUUUCGCGAUGCUGUAAAAUUGGCAGAAGAAGCUUCCCUCCUAUCAACAGCACCAGACCACCAACGCAUACCACAAUCAAGUUUCAGCUUCGAAAUGAGUUGGUUACCAAUGCUGUUCUUCAUCGUCCUCAAGUGUCGAGAUUUAAAAAUUCGUCACAUGGCAUUAUCCUGGAUGGCGCAGCUUGGACCGGCCAAAGAGGGUCUGUUUGACGUGGGGACUCUGUAUAGAGUUGGAAGACGUCUUAUUGAGCUGGAACAUUAUAUAGCACUUGACGAUAAUGCCGUUGGACUUGAAAGUGAGGCUGUACCGCCGGAGGAGAAACGAUACUUCGCUAUUCCGAUAAACCACGAACUGGAAGUCAUCCCCGAGAAGGACGGCACACUCAGUUACAGACGACGGGUUAAGUUCCUCAGAAAAGACACGGAGGAUAACGUAAUCGCAUGAGAGGAAUAUAUCUAUGAUGGUAAGCCUCGUGGAUGCAGCGUUAAGAUUCCGCCGAUGAGGUGUGCAUAUCGCCUGUAGGAUGAUAUAUCUUGAGAGUGCAAUGAGCC